Arachis ipaensis is the source of this 729-nucleotide messenger RNA. NCBI's taxonomy places the organism in Eukaryota, Viridiplantae, Streptophyta, Magnoliopsida, Fabales, Fabaceae. The record is from RefSeq and is a predicted model, not a curated record.
AUGAAAAACUUAGAUUUUCUUAGGGCCUUUAACGUCUUAGUGUCUAGGGAAGCUCCGCAACUCUACAGCGAAAAAAAGCUGAUCGAAAUUAACAUGUUCUUGGAACGGUUUUUGCUGCACCACAACUUUUCAUCUGAGGUACUUCAUAUCGAAGAAAAUGACAAGAAAGAAGCAAUAAAGAACGCUCAUCAAAGUGAGACUAACAGUGAUGAUGAAAUCAAGAAACCAAACAAGAGUCCUAAAAAUGACAAAAAGAAUGCAUUUUCGUCGGGAUCAGGAUCAUCAAGUAUCGUUAUUCCAGAACUGCCGGAAUUUUUUAAAGCGAUAAUCAUUUCAUUGGGGGGUACGGACGUAACUUUUGUGAUGCAGAAGGAAGUAAACAAAACUGACCUGGAGCGCAACAACAACCGGUUGGCGAUGCCAGAGAAGCAGAUAAACGAGGAGUGCAAGUUCUUAGCGCUCAAAGACCCGGCAAUGAUGAGGAUUUUUGAGGCAAGGGAUGAGAACAAUCGGCUAAUUGGAAUGGAGGUAGGGCUCAUAGAACCCUGUGGCGAAGUGUGCGAUCAGGUUCUCAAGAGGUGGAACAUGACCUCUGCCUCCACCUACAAUCUUGCUAGCUCUUCUUGGAUCCGUAUUGCUCAGAGGAAUCAUCUCAAGAUAGGUCAUCUUCUCAAUAUUUGGUGCUUUAAUGUCAACACUAAAUUUUAUUUUCUUCUCCAUCGUAUAUAG